AAAGGGCCAGAAUUAUCACCUAGAAAAGAUUUAGUCAACGGCCUCAAACGGAGUCCUACAGGGUCAACGAAAGAUAAGGGUAUGAAUAGUGUAGGUACGAGCGAAGAUGGAGAAGAGAGCAGUGUGCCUGAUGAGGAAGAUUCCGUACAGGUGGUAACGGAUGUUUUGUCAUCAGUGCAAGCACCAAAGGUUUUAGAACUAAGUUCCCGUAGUGCCUUAUUGCAGUGGGCGCCCCCGCUGCACCUGUCCGAAUCCGUAAGCAACGACAGCGGCACCAACGAGAUCGACAUAUCCGAAACGGAUUUGCGGUACGAGGUGUUGCUGAGCGACAAAAGUAGGGAGAUGAAAUUCAAGUCAAUUUACAACGGAUCCUCGCAUUCCUGUAGAAUACAAGAUUUAAAACCUGGCCAAGAAUACUCUGUAUGUUUGCAAGUACAUUUGGACGAAUUGCAAGGAUACGCCACUGACCCUGUGAAAUUCGUAACGCCGGCCUGUGAACCUGACCAGCCCUUGCCGCCAAAACUAGGAGCCAAGACUAAGAAUUCAUUACAACUCAGGUGGAACCAAGUAAACGACAAUGGAGCUAGAAUACUCUUCUAUAGCCUAGAAUACGAUGCUGGAAAAGGAGGCGAAUUCGAAGAGAUCCAUAAAAGUAGGGGAAAGACGCAGUUCAAUCUGCAAAAACUGCUACCCGCCACUGCCUAUAGGUUUAGAUUAGCUGUAGUGAACGAGGUGGGAAAGAGUGCUUACUCUGACACUGUAACUUACAGAACCACAGAGAACCCGCCAGCUCAACCCGAUGCUCCGACACUGAUAGAGGCCACCGUCUCAACGCUUCACUUGAAAUGGAAACACCGGCCUAAAGAUGACGAGUUCGUGCUUCAAAUGAACGAUCCCAAAACCAAGUACGCCAUGAACGUUUACAACGGACGGGAGACGUACUACAUCUGCCAGAGACUUAGCUGUUACAGUGAUUAUACUUUUAGGUUAAAAGCUAAUAACGAGGGUGGGACGUCACCAUGGUCCGAAGAAGUUACUUUUAGGACCAAACCUGAUAGACCGGAUAGGCCCUCUAAACCUGUAGUCAAGGGCAGGAUACAUGCGUAUUCGUUUAGAUUAAAAUGGGAACCACCUCAUAACACUGGUGGAGCUGAAAUCACUCAUUAUAUCUUAGAAGUCAAUUCUGGUAGCGGGUACGAACAAGUUUAUAGUGGUUCGGAAACGGAAGCUGUUUGCGAUAGGUUAACGCCAGGAACGACAUACCAAUUGAGAGUUAGCUGUGCAUCAUCUGGUGGCCAGAGUUGUCCUUCGGAUCCGUGUACUGUAACGACGGAGGCCAUAGGUCCAGGGAAGUGUGGUACUCCCAAAUUAGUGGGAAAAGCUAGAGCGGAUGCUUUAACAGUGAGAUGGGCAGAACCUGAUUAUAAUGGCGGGGCACCCGUAAUAGAUUAUGAACUAGAACUGACUAAUCCCGACUCCAGUCGACUGCUAAUCGAAAAACAAAGAGGGAAACAGGUGUACGAUUUCACAGAAUUUAUUAUUCCAGCCAAAAAUGCCCUGUAG
Messenger RNA from Sitophilus oryzae (rice weevil), 1563 nucleotides. RefSeq names its product fibronectin type-III domain-containing protein 3a-like. Gene Ontology annotation, molecular function: protein binding. NCBI's taxonomy places the organism in Eukaryota, Metazoa, Arthropoda, Insecta, Coleoptera, Curculionidae. The record is from RefSeq and is a predicted model, not a curated record.